CGGUUGUGGCUCCCGAUUCCUGCCCAGCGGAGUCCAACUCUUUGUCAUCCCCGCAUCCCUCCCCUCUGGCCGCCAGCUCCGCAUCCCGCUCCGGCUGCCGGGACUCGGAGCUGCAGCCGUGCUUGGGGGCGAGGCGGAGCUGAGCCGCUUGGCAGAGUUUGCGGGAGGAAUCCCAGGGCUGCUUUGGGAAGUUGCAGCUCCCUUCGUUCUGGAUUUAUGUGCGAGGACACGGGGCCGUGGUGGGGACACGGGGCUGCGCUGGGACCGCUCGCAGAGUCCUGGCGUGUGCCGGGGGAUGUUUGUUUGGAUGUGGAUUGGGGAAGGAAGGCUCGGGAGGCUCCAGCGCUGCCCUUCAUCACCGCCUGCUCUCGCUUUCCCUUUGGAAUUCCGCUAAGCUGGGCAGCCCGGCUUUGCCAAGGGAAUGCGGAGCGAUGGAGCGAGGCUCUCCCCGCGCCUCCGAGCACAGCCAGCUCCUCCCGUCAUUCCCUCGCCGCUGGAUGGUGCCUUCGGAUACCGCAGAGCGUUUCUCUAGUUAAACACACCUUUUCUUGGAAUUCUCUUUUUUUUUUUUUCCCUCUAUUAGCCAAGAAAAACUUUGCAACUUUCCUUCGCUGUCGGAGAGGAGCCACUGCCGCUGCUGCGUUUCAUUUUGUUUUUUUAAUUCGAGGUCACGUGUGCGUUGACAGUGUCUUUGAUUCCAAGCGAUGGUCUCGUCUCCAGCUUAGGAAGAGCUUUUGAGCUCUUCCCUCUGUUGUUUUCUCUCUGUUCAGGAACAAAGAGAUUUUUUUCUGCCUUUAAUUAAAAGGAAUAUUAAUUCCCUGCUCCUUUGUCGGGCGACUUGAAGACACUCUGCAAACAUCCGUCUGCUCGGCGCCGCGGUGGGCUGAGCUGUGCCGUGGCACAGGGCAUGGAGAAAUGGGGGAACCAUCCCGAAAUCCCACGGCAAACACGGAGCGGCAGCCGGGGAGGAUGCUGACAGCCGCGGUGCUCGGAUAACGCGGAGACUCCGGCCGCCACCAUGCCCGACUCGCCGGCCGAUGUGAAGACUCAGGCCCGCUCCACGCCGCCCAGCAUGCCCCCACCGCCGGCCGCCACGCAGGGAGCCACACGCCACCCCUCCUUCACACCCAGCACCAAUCGAGACGCUGGCCCUCCGACGUUUCUGCCUCGCGGCCGUUUUCAUGGUUGCUUGAAAUGGUCGAUGGUCUGUCUUUUGAUGAACGGGAGCAGCCACUCGCCGACCGCCAUCAAUGGGGCUCCGUCCACCCCCAACGGGUUCAGCAACGGCCCGGCCACCUCCUCCAGCGCCUCCCUGUCCACCCACCAGCUCCCUCCGGCCUGCGGCGCCCGCCAGCUCUCCAAGCUCAAGCGCUUCCUCACCACCCUGCAGCAGUUUGGGAACGACAUCUCCCCCGAGAUCGGGGAGCGGGUGCGCACCCUCGUCCUGGGGCUCGUGAACUCCACCCUCACCAUCGAGGAGUUUCACGCCAAGCUCCAAGAGGCCACCAACUUCCCGCUGCGACCCUUCGUCAUCCCCUUCCUCAAGGCCAACCUGCCGCUGCUGCAGCGGGAGCUGCUGCACUGCGCCCGCAUGGCCAAGCAGACCCCGGCCCAGUACCUGGCCCAGCACGAGCAGCUGCUGCUGGACGCCAACGCCUCCUCUCCCAUCGACUCCUCCGAGCUGCUCCUGGAGGUGGGCGAGAGCGGCAAGAGGAGGACGCCAGACAGGACCAAAGAGAACGGUUUGGACCGAGACCCCCUGCACCCCGAGCACCUCAGCAAGCGGCCGUGCACCAUGAGCCCAGCGCAGCGCUACAGCCCCAGCAACGGGCUGAGCCACCCCCCGAACGGGCUGGGGCACCCCCCGGCCGGGCCCCCCCUGCCCCAGCACUACCGCCUGGAGGACAUGGCCAUGGCACAC
Molecule: messenger RNA, 1921 nt
Organism: Cyanistes caeruleus (blue tit)
Lineage: Eukaryota; Metazoa; Chordata; Aves; Passeriformes; Paridae
Source: RefSeq, a predicted model, not a curated record